UGCGCCUCCAAAAUUGUGCAGACAAUCCGAUGGCGAACCAUCUUGCUGCGCCGCUUCCUGUCAUGUCAGCUUCGCAGCCUUCCAUGGAGGAGAUGCAGCCACUCACCGCGUCAGCUACUCCAGCGCAAGCUCGGAUCGCGCGACUCAGGCGCCUUUGCUCGCCACUGGCGAUUCUCCUCACGGCGCUGGCCAUGACCCUGGCACUUGCGACCGCGCCCAUCUCCGCCGUGUCCAAUCGCCUGCGGCGAUCGGCCCAGGAUCUCGCCGUGACACGCCUGGCGGAAGCCGUGGUGGAGGACGUGCCGGAAGGAUGCUUCAAGCAGGGCAUGUACUACGGGAAGCCUUUCAAGAUGCAGGGCAGCAAGCGCACGGUAGAGGCGUCACCUCGGGACUGCCAGCUGCGGUGCCGGAGAGACUACAAGUGCGCCCAGUUCAGCUGGUGGCCGGAUGGCGGCUGCUUGCUCACCGACGAGGGGUCCAUCCUGGAGGCCACGCCCUUCAAGUGGUCCGGCGUGGUGGUCGGCCCUCGGAACUGCCAAGACCUCACCGCCUUCGAGGCUGCGACCUUGGUGGAAGGCAAGCGGGGCGACGCCUUCUGCCACGGGGAGGCGCUGCUGGAGGGCCCGUCCGCAGGCCUGUCUUAUUGCAUGGAGUCCUGCGACGGUUUGCCAAAGUGCAACUACUUCAGCCUGUGGUCCACCGGAGAUGAGCACUGGUGCCGCCUCACCCAGCACUGCCAAGACGUGGAACGCCAAAAAGGGCAGGUGAUCACCAUCUACAAGAGGCGUGAGGUGGCGCUGCCGGGGAACCCUCUGGAGCCGGCCUCGGCAGCGAAGCUGUUGCCAGUCGUCCUGGAGCGGGCAAAGGAGAACUUGCCUGGCAUCAACGGUACCAGCUGCGCCGCCUACCCGGGGUGUGUGGCCAUGGGCUUGCUGAAGGGCAACUGCUGCCCUGAUGGUGAGCAUGUGACCUUGGAAUGCUGCAGCGGCCUCCCGCCGCCCGUCUUUGGAGAUCCUUUUGGCCCAAACCGGCAGGCGGAGAUGCUGAAGCUCCCGCGCUCGGAAUGCUCCGCCUUCCCUCGGUGUGUGUCAGCCAACAUGACGGGCGCCUGCUGCCCCACGCCGGAGGGUGUGCGGCUGGCCUGCUGCCCCUAGUUCUGAGGCCAGCUGGAUGGGAAAUCAGCGGCAACUUGCAAGCACUUGCUCAGCCUUUGGGUUUCCGGC
This is a messenger RNA of Effrenium voratum, 1223 nucleotides long. The record is from the annotation of a GenBank genome assembly. NCBI's taxonomy places the organism in Eukaryota, Dinophyceae, Suessiales, Symbiodiniaceae.